AUAUUGUGAUGCGAUUAUAUAUAUAUAUAUAUCAAUGUUUUCUUGUUAUCAAGACAUGCGCCCGAAUGUCUUGAACAUUGUAAGGGCACUUUGAAAUAUGAAUAAACUAUUAAAAUUUAAAAAAACAACCUACAAUUUGAAGGGUUCACCCUUUCCGGAAGUGGUGAACUUUGCCCCUGGGAUUGUCUUGUCUGCCAUAUUGAUGAUGUGGUUUACCUUAAUUAAUUGUCAUAUAUUGUAACCGUGUGGUUGUCUUCAUUCAUGCUUAGAGUUUAAAUUUUCUAAAUCAAAGUCCUUUUGGAUCAGACUCAUGACACAUUCAUCAUUAACAGUGAUUCUAUCAAACUUGUCCACAGAAUAAUGUAGCAUGUGUCUCGUAUACAAUACACAUUUACCUCCCCAUGAUUCAACUGUUAUUGUUUCCAUUGUUGGUGUAUGAUUCAUUAUUUCUUUAUGGGAACUAAUGAGCACGAGUAUGUAUUGCGUAUGAUCAGUUUUUAAAAUCGAGGUAGGCUACUGGCAAAUAAGUUGAUGUUACAGGGGUUUCAACAAUCUCAUUUAAAUUAAGUCAGCAUUUCGCAAAUUCUAUGGUCGUUAUAUAACGAUCUAAGUUACAAAUACAAUCUGUCAUUAGGUCGAAUUUUGUCAGAUGUGCAUGUUUCGUACCGUUAGGCCGUUCUAUAUACACACUGAUUUUGACUACGGAUUACUCCGUUUACCUAAUCAAGAUAUAUGACCUACGGUGGAUGUGACCGUUCAACAGGGGAUGAUUAAUACUCCUAGGGACCUGAAGUUUGAUAAAACGGAUUUUUAUCGUAAGUUAAGGUUGCGAUGAUAUUUUGAACUUACGAAGUUUAGUAAAACUCAGCCCUGAUCCCACAUCUAUUGUGUCCAGGAAUCCGUAUUUGCCCAAAUCUUAAUUUUGUAUUCUUUAUAGGAACUAUGAGAUUGAUCACUGUACGUUAUCUUCACUUUUUUCUACAUCAUUGAAGGAGACAAAAUGAAAAUUGGUUCAUAGGUUCCAGUAUAAACAAAUUAAAGUAUUAUAGAAAGAAAAGCGGUAUUCCGCUGCCAAAACAACAUUAGAAAAAAGAAAGAAUAGACCAUUAACGCGUGUCUGAAUAUAUUCCAAGUGUAUAUCAAAACACAAAACAAAUAUAUAAUUUUAUACGUGCUAGGUAGGAACCUGAAUUUAUAAUUCCAGUGUGUUUAUACAUUACACAUUCAGGGAUCUUUUCCUUUUUUUUUUUUUUUUUUUUUUUUAUACUUUCGUCGACAUUUUUCCUUGUAAUUUAUCAUGUCAAAGUCACGUGUUCUCUCACCGUGAGAGGAUUUAACUUGAAAAUGAAUGGAGAGUUAUCUGUGCACCAAUUAUACAAUAUCUCUUUAUGGUAUCAUAUUCUUGACCAAUAGUUUAGUAUUCCCCUGUCGACCAAAUUUAUUGUUACUUGGAGAAAAGGAUUUUUGAAGUUCGUGAAAUGAGAAAAAGAAUAUUCUGUUUUCAAGUUUAAAUGUGACCACGGCAAUGCAAACUUGUAAACAUUUUGAUACACGCUUCUCUGUUAGACAACUGAAAUAGACAAAUCUUAUAGACAUACAUUAUAUAAAACAAUUGAUGUUGGAAUUUUGUGUAUAUUCAAACAGUAGAAUAUAGAUACUUCACAUUACACAAUGAGUAAGGGGACUACAUAUCAAAUUGGUACAUGUAUGAUAAUUUGACACAAGAGAUCAAUUUGUACUAACAAAAGAAUUGUAUUUAUUUUCAAUACUUAAUCAGUACUGAAAUUUUGACUGGCAUAAAUAUUUCCGAUUACUUUGUUGCAUUGUACCAUUUUGCUAAACAGUCAAUCUGUGGGAAAUAUGCACAAAACAAUCAAAUUCUUGUAUGAUUUAGUUUGUCUUUUAAUACUCAGCUGAUUAUGAACCAUGGAGGACAUAGAGGAUAUUUUACCUAACAACUGCACCAUUCCCAUAAACCCCUGCAGGGAAACGACUUUUCUUACUUCCGCUUCCUCCGAAUACGAGAGGGAAAGUCUGCGAGAAGUGCCAUCUCAUCACCGUAUCUCCGGAGGCGGACACUACAACACUCCCUCACCAGCACCCAAAGGUGAAGAGAAGGAGCCGAGAUCGAUCUCACAGCUCAUCAACAGACGGGAGGAUUCAUUCUCAUCCAAGGAGGAAACUGAACUCGGAAACUUGCGUUCAGCGACCUCUAGGUCAUCUGGCAACAGUAGAAACAGCGUUCCUACAUUAUCGGAAUCACGACAGUCAGGGAUAUCCUUUGGGAACGUCUUUGAAAAGGGAUUGUUCCAUAGUAAGAUUAUUCCAAACGAUUCAAAAUUUCCUUACCGACUUCAGCUACCAAAUGUGAAGAUAAAAGAGGAAGAAGAAAAUACAAAAAGGCAAAAGUUUUACUGUGUUAUCGUGACCGUAGUGUUAGCGGUGUUUAUCGUGGGUGGAGCGAUCUUAGCCAUGGUGCUAGCUGUAAACCUAGCUACGUAGCCAUCCAAACUCAAAAUUAGUGUUUACUGUGCCUAAAUGACUAACUCAAGAUAAGUGUUUACUUACCUGACCCGAAGUGCAUACUUACUGGGAAUCACGAAACUUCGAGAUGAAUGUCAAUCGCAAUCAACCUUUUGGAAGCAGGGGUGUACAUACUCAACUGUGGAUAGAGAGAAAUUUCAGCAGAUAAUUUGAUUCUUAGUCUAUUAUGCUUAUAAUCUGUGCUUCGGCUACCUACCUUUUGGACACGACCCAACUUUCUGAUAAGAUGCAUCUAAAAUGCCGCAUAUUGCACCCCCCCCCCCGUAAAUCAGUAAUUAUAUAUACAGCUCUCCGAGCAGAUUCAUUCCCGUUACUGCUACUUGCAUGCACGAUGCACACUACCAAUCAAGCCACAAAUGGUCCCUGCAGCCUUAAUGUUCUUGGUGAGCUGCAACACUUAUGGUUUUGAUGGGUGACCUAGUAGAUAAUUUUGAACAAGCCCAUUUCCACACUGCGAGACUUUCUUGGAUAAAAGACAGAGUGUUGAAUCUAGGAAUUUAUUCUACAAUCCAAAUGCCGCAUGUAACCUAUACUUUCCAAAUCAAUGACUUCAUUUAUGUUCGUCGAACAUAAUUAGGAUAUGUUUCCAAGUUUUCAUAAUCUACAAGGGAUUACACAUUUACUGUAACUGAGUUACAUAUAUAACCAAAUAGAAUAUGGCUUAGGAUGAUGUGUUCUGUGGUGAUUUAUUAGAUUAGCCGUUUAGAAACAGGUUUAUUCUACACUACUGUAAGCCCUGCGAUGAGCUAAAUGGUUUUGACAAUUACUUAAAAGAAGUCAAGAAAAUAACCGGCUAGGGGUUUAUCCGAUGCAAUGAGGUCUAAUGCAUGAUUGAAUUUACUUUAUUCUCGAAGAAUUGUGUAAGCCACGGUAUGCUUUGGUGAAUGUGUAUCAAGCACUCUUUAAUUUUGUAGAAACAAUUUCUUGCAAAAUGCAAUCAUUGAAUUCAAAUACAUUAUAUAGCCUAAAUUUGAAGCCCUUCACCGGUCUGGGUGACGUCUCCAUAUGAGUGAAAAAUUCUCGAGCGAGACGUUAAGCAAGAUUCAAUCAAUCAAUCUAAUACAUUAUGACGCAAUCUAGUUCAACAGUAGUUGAGGUCAAAAGUUCCACCAUUUCAAUACAAAUUAUACGUUUUAUCAAGAUUUUUUCACAGUUAUGUAGAUGUGUAUGAGUCUGGAAAAAACCGUACUUUUAUCAUCAGAGCUAUACCGGACCACCGAGUUUACCAUGAAGCAACUACUAUACAUUUAAGGCAGUUAGUGUGGAACGAUGAAUACAUGCAACACUUGUCAUUGAGCUUUUGUCAUUAUUCACU
Messenger RNA from Ostrea edulis (European flat oyster), 3859 nucleotides. RefSeq lists its product as uncharacterized. The coding region runs from base 1927 to 2502 and encodes 191 amino acids. NCBI's taxonomy places the organism in Eukaryota, Metazoa, Mollusca, Bivalvia, Ostreida, Ostreidae. The transcript has 2 exons. The record is from RefSeq and is a predicted model, not a curated record.